Aphanomyces invadans is the source of this 864-nucleotide messenger RNA. RefSeq lists its product as hypothetical. The transcript has a single exon. The record is from RefSeq and is a predicted model, not a curated record. Gene Ontology annotation, molecular function: nucleic acid binding. NCBI's taxonomy places the organism in Eukaryota, Oomycota, Saprolegniomycetes, Saprolegniales, Verrucalvaceae. The coding region runs from base 1 to 864 and encodes 287 amino acids.
AUGUGGGACGUGGUUCUUCUGGACGAAAAGUGGUUCAAUGCGGACAAAGAUUGUCGCAAGGAGUACCUCUUGGAAGGCGAAGAGGUCCCGCGUCGAGCGUGCAAGUCCAAGGGGUUUAUCACCAAGGUCAUGUUCCUGUGUGCUGUUGCUCGGCCGCAAAUGGACAUCGGCGUUGACGAGAAGAUUGGUCUGUGGCCCUUUGUCUCUCAAUCCCGUGCUCGCCGGAGUUCACGCAAUCGACCCGCUGGUUCCAUGGUAAUAACCACUCUUAUCAAUGUUGACGCUACGACGUACCGUGAUUACGUCCUCAACAAAGUCGUACCUGCGAUCAAGGCGAGCCUUCCCUGUGUCUCAAAGCGUGUCGUGCUCCAACACGACAACGCAACACCUCACCGUUCCGUAGACGACGAUGCGCUCGCUGGGGUUUCGACGGAUGGGUGGACGUUUGUGGUUCGUCGCCAGCCGCCGAACAGUCCCGACUUGAACGUACUUGACCUUGGAUUCUUCGCUUCGAUCCAAAGCCUACAGCACAAAAUGGUUAGUCGCACUGUCGAUGACGUCAUUUCUUCAACAUUGAUGGUGUUUGACAUGCUCAGUGGAGAGAAGUUGGAGGAUCUCUUCCUUACGUACAUUGCAGGCAGUCAUGCGCCUAUUCCUGAGCAUGCAGGAGACAAUCACUUUAAGCUGCCCCAUUUGAAGAAGGACGGGAUGAGACGUGCUGGAACUCUUGCUGUGAAUUUGACCGUUCUAGUGUCGCUUCUCUUUGAGGCGAACAGCCCUCCAACAGUUGACAUCCCAGUGACAAUUUUAACCAAUGAAAUGCAUUCGUUUCUUACUUGUCCAAUUACUGAUUUCCCUCGCUAA